AUGCGCUUCUUGGACGUGCGAGCCGGAUGUGUGCGCCGACGAUUCGCGGGAUGGUGGAUGUCUGGCCGGAUGAGGGCCACUGGGGAACGGGCCAACAUGAGGCUCCUGGUGGAUGCCUUCCAUCAAGGUAUGGGGGGCUCCGGGGGGAGCCUCAAAGGCCCUCUCCGUGAGAGCCCCAAAGGAAGGGCCAGCCCCUUUCUCCCGACGGACGAGGAACUCUCGCUCGCAGGCUCUGUUGGGGCCUCAAAGGCUCACAAGGCCUCCUUGUGA
This is a messenger RNA of Puccinia triticina, 270 nucleotides long. RefSeq lists its product as uncharacterized. Bases 1 to 270 code for a protein of 89 amino acids. The record is from RefSeq and is a predicted model, not a curated record. Lineage: Eukaryota; Fungi; Basidiomycota; Pucciniomycetes; Pucciniales; Pucciniaceae. The transcript has 2 exons.